This is a messenger RNA of Gadus morhua (Atlantic cod), 1355 nucleotides long. Its product is annotated as probable E3 ubiquitin-protein ligase ARI7. The coding region runs from base 466 to 1281 and encodes 271 amino acids. The record is from RefSeq and is a predicted model, not a curated record. Lineage: Eukaryota; Metazoa; Chordata; Actinopteri; Gadiformes; Gadidae. The transcript is spliced from 4 exons.
AGCACAUGGGAGAGGUUUGGCUUCAGGAAGACCUUUCUGCCUGACACGCAGCAAGUUGUGUUUCAUAAACCUAACCUAGUUGUGUUGCCUAAACCUAACCAGUAGUAGCCUAGUUGUGUUACCUAAACCUAACCAAUAGGCCUAGUUGGGAUUACCUAAACCUAACCAAUUGUUUUGUUACCUAAACCUAACCAAUAGUUGUGUUGCUUAUAGUUUAUAACAAUCUCAACAAUCUCAUAGCGGACUCAUCACCUUCAGGCAGAACGUGUACUCCCGUGUGCACAACGCGCGUUCCCGCGUCACUAGGGGAUGGCUCAAUGAAUCCCUGACAGCCUGCCGCGCAAUCACGUGUUUUCUCAGAAAGUUAGAAAGAGAACCGAAAGCCCCUCUUCUUCCAGUUGCCACCAACACGCAGCAGUUUAACUCAUCUCAGCAAACGAGCAAUAACAGUCGAUAGAAAGUAAAAUGAGCGAGCAGAAUUCAGAGAAGAGAUAUGAUCCGGAAGACACCACUCUUAAAUUUGUCAACAGACCAGAUGACUUAGACCCGCUUCCACCUGAGGACGGGGUCGAGCGGCCAAGAGCGCAGAUGUCUUGCGGUCACGCCGUCACGCCACAAUCUCUGACCGGGUGGUGUCGCAGUUUGCUGGACCAGGGCCAGUACACGUUUAACUGCCCUGCCCUUGCGGUGGGUACAGUGCCGUGUGGUGCAGUGUGGGAUUAUACAGAGGUCCGCCGGCUGGCCUUACUGACAGAAGAAGAGAUGCUGGACUUUGAAAUGACAUUGGGCCGUCUAGCUGCCGCACAGUUUUGUGACUUUAAAGCAUGCCCUGGCUGUAAAACCUACGUGGAAAGAGAAGAGUUAGACAAUCUCUGUUUCGACUGCACUAUCUGUGAGGAAAGCAGUAAGCCCACCAAGCAGUUCUGCUGGCAGUGUCUGAAGCCCUGGAAGGGGAGGGCGCCGCGCAGCGACAGCUGCGACAACGACGACUGCUCAGACAAGGAUCUGGAUCUGCUGAAAGGGUGUGGCACCAUCACGCUGUCCCAGGUGGCGGGGGUGGGGCCUGUCCCUUCCGUCCGGGCCUGCCCCACCUGUGGCAUAAAGGUGGAGCACGACCAGACCGGCUGCAAGAACAUCCUGUGCCCACGCUGCAAGGUGGAGUUCUGCUUCGUGUGUCUGAAGCUCAAGAUAGAUUGCCUGGAGACCAGUAACUAUUUCACAGCCUGCAGCAGCGGCAUCGCACCGAGGCAGACCGCCAUGCCAAUAUGGAACAGAAAAUAAUGCUUUGUUUGUUUUAUCAUUCAUGUUGCCUUAUAAAAUGAUUAUACGACAAUAAAACGUUGUAAUGCAAUGCA